Cimex lectularius (bed bug) is the source of this 1319-nucleotide messenger RNA. It is a transcript of the gene Ostgamma, whose product is annotated as tumor suppressor candidate 3. Gene Ontology annotation, cellular component: oligosaccharyltransferase complex. Bases 119 to 1099 code for a protein of 326 amino acids. The transcript has 8 exons. The record is from RefSeq and is a predicted model, not a curated record. Lineage: Eukaryota; Metazoa; Arthropoda; Insecta; Hemiptera; Cimicidae.
AACCCCAUGUCGGAGCCGGAAACCUCCUCGCCGGAAUCUAAACUGACCGACACGUCAAUGUGAUUACGAUACACAAGUUUAUUUUCACGAAGUAGUUAAUUGGUUGUCUUUCAUAAAUAUGAAGCUGUGCAUGCUGCUCUUGUUAGGAUGUAUUCUUCUUAUAAAGACAAAUGCGCAAGUGAAGAGCAAGGUAAAUACACUAGCAGAAAGAGUUCAACAGCUCACAGAGAUGAAUAUGAAGCGCUCAGUCUUAAAAUUCAAUGUUGCUAAAUUUAAAGAUUAUGUGAAAGCUACACCUAGAAACUAUUCCGUUAUAGUUAUGUUCACUGCAAUGGCUCCAGCUAGGCAGUGCUCAAUUUGCAGACAUGCAAAUGAAGAAUUUCAGAUAGUCGCCAAUUCAUUCCGUUAUUCACAAAUAUUUUCAAACAAACUAUUCUUUGCAAUGGUUGAUUUUGAUGAAGGAUCAGAGGUUUUCCAAAUGUUGAGGUUGAAUGCUGCACCAGUUUUCAUGCAUUUCCCUCCAAAAGGCAAGCCGAAAGGGCCUGACACAUUUGAUAUCCAAAGGAUCGGCUUUGCUGCUGAGUCUUUGGUCAAGUGGAUUGCCGAAAGAACUGACAUUCAGAUUCGUGUAUUCAGGCCUCCCAACUAUUCAGGCACUUUAGCACUUGUUAUGCUUGCAGUCCUCGUUGCUGGGUUUUUGUAUAUGAGAAGAAAUAAUUUAGAAUUUCUUUACAACAAAAACCUAUGGGGUAUUUGUGCCCUAUUUUUUUGUUUUGCGAUGGUUUCUGGUCAAAUGUGGAACCAUAUACGUGGACCACCUUUUGUUCACCACACACACAAUGGAGGGGUGGCAUAUAUACACGGAUCCUCUCAGGGACAGUUUGUCCUUGAAUCUUACAUUAUUAUCAUUCUGAAUGCUGCUAUUGUAAUCGGCAUGAUAAUGAUGACUGAUGCUGGAGCAAGAAAAGACGGUGACGUACGGCUCCGGCAGAUUCUCACUGUAGUUGGGCUUGUUAUAACAACUGUUUUUUUUAGCAUUAUAUUAUCUGUCUUUAGAUCUAAGGCCCAUGGCUAUCCUUAUAGUUUUCUUUUUAGAUAAUCUGCCCAUACACAUAUAAAAACUGGUUAUUUGUGCAGCUUUUUUGAAUUUGGAUGGAAUUAUUUUAAAUUUUAUCACAUUUUUUUUAUUAAUCUAAAUCUGUUAAAAUAUAAAAAUAUACUUGUUAAAUUGGACAGCAUAAGAUCUAAUUUAUUUUUUAAAUGCCCUCUAACUAAUUUUCAAAACUUGUUUCAGCUCUGAUUAAACUGCUAUAGAAACA